UCAAGUUGGAGACCAGUGUCGGGCGCAAGAUCAGAUCACUCUUCCUAGAGCUGUGGCUUUAAUAGAUUUGGAACCAUUUAACGUUGCUUUUUGUAGCAUAGCAAACGAUUUGUGUUAUAACAGCAUCGCUAUAUACCAUUUUGAUAUCAUUAGUUUUCUCAGUGAAACAAAAUUAAAAGGGUGGAACCAAAUUUCGAGGAGAUUGAUUAAAGAUGUCGUCCAACAAUAACAACAAGUUCUGUGUGGUGGUUCUACUGGUGUGCUGUGCCUUCAUCACAGCCACGGUGGGCGUGGUCCUCAAGCCUGCUAAUUCUUCUGAUGAUGAGGUUUGGCUCUUCGCGGUUAGUGACUAUGACAACCGAUUGGAAUAUCUGGACCCUGUAACACAUCAGAUCAAAGGAUACAAUGCCGACAUCAUCGAUGCAGUUUGUGACAUAGCCAACAAGAACUGUGAGUUGGUAUGGGAUUUGUACAGUAACUGUUGGUACAGCCGAUCAAACGAGAGAGCCCACGGCGGAGUCGGUCUGAUGGCCAAAUGGUACACCGCAUGCACAGGAUGGGUCCAAACCUAUGAUCGUCUUCUAACCUUCGACUUCACACUACCAUUCUCCCAGAAGGGAAAGGUCGCCCUCUACGCCCAAAGUGGAAGCAGUCAGGAUUACUCUGAUCUUUCAGGACUCAAAGUUGGUUUCCUAGAAAUGUGGUUCUCUGAUGAGGCUUGUCUGUCUCGUUUCACCACCGAUUCGUCCUUCCCCAUCGUGGGAGCAGAUCUGCCAUCCGAUAGCCAAAAGAUCACCUACGUUACCGCGAAAGACCUGAUCGCCGCCGUGCAGAAUGGAGAUGUCGACGUCGCAUUCAGUGCCCGACUUCCCCAACUUGACGCUGCCCUGGAAACUAUUUCUCCCGCGGACUUUCCGAAUAUCUGCGUAGCGGGUGGUGGAAGUAUGAUGACUUCAAAGGCUAACAAAGAAUUCGUCCGCUGGUGGGACGAUGCAUUCAGUAGACUCGUCGGGACCAGCCGUUACGACACGAUCUGUCAGAAUAUCGUCGACGAGCAUGGUGACAUUCCUGGUUAUGAUGCCUCCGAUAUCUGCAUCGGUUACUAAGCACAACGGAACAAUGACCUCUGACGUCAUCUUCUACGAAAUACAUGAAAUAAUUUUCAAAUAAAACAGAGAUGAAAAAAUAGAUAAUAAAGAUAUCAACCGAGAAAGCAUUAAUGUUAGACCUGUACUAUCAUCUUGUUCAUUACAAAGAAUAACCAUUAUUUUCCAAUCACAUUGAGUAGCAAAAAUGAAUUUGUUUUGCAUAUCCAUAAUCGCUGUAUUUUAAUGUUUACAUCUUUAAAAUUUCAUAUACAAAUGAAAUUCAAAUACAAAUGAACUUUAUUCAAAAGGUCCGAUUGCUAAAGGAGUUUGAAAUUUUAUCACAAGAAUUAGAACACGAAAGUAGGUGGAAUCAGGCCUACUAUUAGGAAGCUUUUAACUUCAUGUAUAAUUAAAUCUCAUGAUUAUCUCAAUCAUUAUAUUAUGGUGUUCACACACACUCGCACAUGCAUGCACAAACUCACGUCAGAUUAUAAUUGUAGCAAACUUGUAACAUUGUGUAUCUGAGUUAAUGUGACAAUGAUGAGUUUCCCAAUAGAAAUUUUCAGUUAAAAUUGACACAGUGUCUUAGAAAAACGUCCAUGUGAAAUGAUAAACAUGCUUAUGUUUGCAUUAAUACUCAAUUACUGAUUUGAUUUGAUUUAAAAUUGAGUUGUAUUUGACCUAGAAGUCUACUUUGAUCUACCAACAGCGACACAGGUGCGCAGAUUUAGGGAUAGGACACUUUGAAUUAGAAUCAUUAUUUUAUCAAUUUAUUGUUAAAUAUAAACCCUGUUGAAAUAGUACUAAAGAAAUAUAAACAAUAUUAUCAUUAAAAAGUGAAAUUGUAGCAUGUAUUUAGUUUGAUAGUAUUUUAGGGGUAAGUGUAUGAAGUAGCAGUAAAAACAGUAGUUCCGCGUGUUUGAAUUUAUGUGUAUGGCAUUGUAUACUAAUCUUUUCUUUACAUUGUAGAUUUUGAUAUAAUGUAGGCCUCAGGGGCGUACGCAGGAUUUU
Molecule: messenger RNA, 2099 nt
Organism: Strongylocentrotus purpuratus (purple sea urchin)
Lineage: Eukaryota; Metazoa; Echinodermata; Echinoidea; Camarodonta; Strongylocentrotidae
Exons: 8
Coding region: 213-1106 (297 amino acids)
Source: RefSeq, a predicted model, not a curated record